AUGGAAAGCGAGAAGUCUAAUAAGCCCAGCAAUUCAGAUUUUAAGCAGCAACGGCUCAGAGGCUGGAAUUGCUCACCUAACUCAGUAGUAAUUGGAUCUUUAUACAUCGUAAUUGGGGUUGGAUUCAUCAUUUUUGGCUGUUUUGUCAUAGAAAAAUCAAAUGAAGUUUACGAAGUUUCUGAAAGAUACGAUGACAUAGGAGAAUGCAAAGCAGACUGAAGAACUCCAAGGACCUGCGUUGUAGAGCUAGAUGUUGAAGAGUACAUGGAAAAGCCGAUCUUUUUUUAUUAUGAAAUUAAAAAUUUCUAUCAAAAUCAUCGAAAAUUUUAUAAGAGCCGUGACAUUUAUCAACUAAUGGGAGAUGAUAGAUCAGAAAACGAUGUCGAAAAAUACUGCGACCCAGUAACAACAAUGGAAGAUUUAGGAUUUUACACAACUUUGAAUCUAACUGAAGACGAUGUAGCAAACCCUUGUGGACUACUGCCCAAGGCAUACUUUAAUGACACUUUCUCAUUUAUAACUUCUAAUGAUACAGAUAGUUUUAUAGAAAUUGAAAUGGAAAAUGAUAAAAUUGCAUGGGAUGUAGACACUGACGAAAAAUUCGAAGAAAACGAUAAUUCAGAAGAAGUACAGUGGAUUGAUGUAGAGAAUGAACAUUUCAUUGUCUGGAUGAAUGUAGCUGGACUGCCAUAUUUUAGGAAGCUAUGGGGAAGGAUCGAGCAAGACUUGCCUGAAGGGAAAUACCAAGUUGUUAUUGUAAACAAUUAUGAUGUCGCCUCUUUUAAUGGACAAAAGUGGGUUGUAAUUAGUACGACUUCAAGGUUCGGAGGGAAAGUGGCGUUCAUUGGAGUUUUAUAUAUCAUUUUUGGAGCUUGCGCAUUGUUUGGGGCAAUUAUUAUUUUCCUCACUGUUUAUUUGAGGAAGAGGGCUGGGAGAUAA
This is a messenger RNA of Blepharisma stoltei, 939 nucleotides long. The record is from the annotation of a GenBank genome assembly. NCBI's taxonomy places the organism in Eukaryota, Ciliophora, Heterotrichea, Heterotrichida, Blepharismidae.